AAGGAGAUAACAACAAACCUCAUUCGUGUUUUUCUGCAAAAUCUCAGGUAAGGAAGUCCAUGUUCAUAAGUCAUGAUGAAGAGGACUCCAUACUAGAGGAUAAGCCACUCACCAGUGAGAGUGGUGAGGCAAGUGCUCGUGCGCUUGGCACUGAGGACGACGCCUCUGGCCAGGGUGCCAGGCGGUUCUUCGCACCGUCCCCCCGUUGCUUAAGUCCAGAUAAUGGCUCUGGGACACACUCUGACAGGGAGGAAUCCACAUUUAGUGAUGAUACAGAGGGAUCGACGUCUACCCUGCCUUGUCUGGGGAUUGGAAGUGAUCACUACAAGGAAUUGAAGAGAUCUCUUGACUCUGAGAAGUGGCUCGCAACUAACAAUGAUGAUGGGAAGAUUUAUUACUAUGAGGAGAAUGGCAGUAGGAGUCAGUGGAAGCUACCUGAGCUUGAUUCCUUUGAUGAGUUUGACAUAAGGGAUGGCCAACAGACGUCAACUCUGGAGAGCCAACGAGUCUCCUUGGUUACUGAAAACUUGGCUGAGCUAAGUAAGAACAUUGUCAAAGAAGGAUUCCUGCAGAGAACGUUCAUUCUGAAAGAGGGAAAGAAGGUGCGCAAAAAUUGGACCUCCUCCUAUGCGCGUUACAUUGUCAGUUCUUUCAAUUCUGGAUCACAAGGACUUAUACACUUCUCAAAGACGAAGGAUGAUGACAAGAAAGCUGAAAUAUUUGAUUUUAUUCCACCGUGUUCCUUGGACCUUUCUAAUGACAAGAAAACAAGUAGGCAGCAAGUCAUUGCAUUGCGCAAUGGCCACGACACAGAAGUACUGCUUCAGUUUGAAGAUCGAGACAUUGAAAAUGAAUGGCACAAAGUUCUGGUUGAUCAUGAUGGGAUGCAGCAGAAUAUGGCAUCAGUGGCAGAGAAGGAGGAAAAGAAAGGGAAGAAAGGCUCAGAGAAAAUGAAACGGGCUGCCAGUAUUGAACAACUUGCUCCAGACAGCAAGGGCAUCACUGAUAAAUUACUGAACUUCAUCAAAAGACGGCCGCUGAAGGAGACGCUGGAAAAGAAAGGGAUUUAUAAAGAGGCUGUUUUUGGUAGCACAUUAUCAGAGUUGCACCUACAAGACAAGACCGCGAUACCAAUAUUUGUCCUCCAGUGUAUCAAUCACAUAGAAAAGUCUGUUGAGAAUCUCCGUACUGAUGGCCUGUAUAGGAUAUCUGGUAACGCUGCUCAGAUCCAGAAAAUUCGAUACGAGGUAGCGCAAAGGAACUAUACCAUCUUGAGCAGGGAGAAGGAAGUACACAACCUGUCGGGGGCUCUCAAACUCUUCUUCAGGGAGCUCAAGGAACCCCUCAUUCCCUUUGCCAAUUACCAGGACUUCAUUCAAGCAACAGGCUCUGAGUACCGGAAAAAGAACCAACAGGUUGAAAAGUUAACGAAAGCAGUGCGGCAGCUUCCUGUGGAAAACUACGAUACCAUGAGAGUCUUGUUGCAGCAUUUGUUAAGAGUUAGCGAAUACGAGAGUGAGAAUCGGAUGAGUAUAUCAAACUUGGCCAUCGUGUUCGGUCCGUGCCUGCUCUGGCCGAAAAUCACCAAUGCCCAAGACCUCAUGACAGAUGUGAUGCUUCAUAAUCGCGUUAUCGAAGGACUUUUAUUAGAUUACCAAAAGAUAUUUUCUUCCAAAAGAUGAGAAAUGAAGUGGAGAAGCCGUGAAUCACUGUCAGGUGCUAUUUUCUCUCCAUUGUUUUCUGCUCUUGCCCUCCGAGUCCUUAGCUUCGGACUGGAAUUACUGAAUUAUCGCAGUUUGCUCCGAAAUCAGAAUACAUGCAUUUGUAUCCACACACUAAAAGGAUCCGUUAAAAAAGACAAAAAUGUACUCUUUAUGAUAUGCUUAGUCUGCUUUCUUUUAUAUACAUAUAUAUAUAUUGUACAUAAAGUCACUGUAAUUGUAAAUGUCCUGCUAUGGACAUCACCCCCUUCGUCCGCGCUUGGAUACGGGACCAACUUUGGCUUUGUUUUUGGAUCCCUGUCUGAGGUAGUCACUUUGGGACCAUUUAUUUGAAUACUGAAUUCAUAAUCUUUGUAUGUACAUUUUCAUCUUAUUACACUGGUUACCACUUUAUGUAUAUGAUACCCAUGCUGUAUAUUUUGAAAGAUUAGUUCUCUCUUU
This is a messenger RNA of Penaeus vannamei (Pacific white shrimp), 2162 nucleotides long. RefSeq lists its product as uncharacterized. Gene Ontology annotation, biological process: signal transduction; regulation of GTPase activity. Gene Ontology annotation, molecular function: protein binding. The record is from RefSeq and is a predicted model, not a curated record. Gene Ontology annotation, cellular component: cytoplasm. NCBI's taxonomy places the organism in Eukaryota, Metazoa, Arthropoda, Malacostraca, Decapoda, Penaeidae.